Musa acuminata AAA Group (dessert banana) is the source of this 3213-nucleotide messenger RNA. RefSeq names its product phosphatidylinositol/phosphatidylcholine transfer protein SFH13-like. The transcript has 17 exons. Lineage: Eukaryota; Viridiplantae; Streptophyta; Magnoliopsida; Zingiberales; Musaceae. The record is from RefSeq and is a predicted model, not a curated record. The coding region runs from base 966 to 2804 and encodes 612 amino acids.
GACAGAUUGCUGUCAGACUCUCGUAUGGUGGGUGCUGCAUGGCAGAGUCUCUCGUUUGAGGAUGAACUUCCUGAUCCUGUCUCAAGAGAUUCAUUUUAGCGUCUCCCCAAUUUAAGGGUGGAACUUGCUUCUUCUGUCAGGAGGAUCCCUUUGACAAUUUGGCAGGACCUUCUUUGCUGCUUCCUGAGUUGCUUGCUGUCUACUCCGAAGUACACAGGCUAUCCCCUCUGAGAUGGUCCACUAUCAUGCUCUCUACCUGCAAGAUUUGACCACGAGCAUCGCUUAAGUUUUUGAUGGGGAGGUGGUCCAUGCAUGACCCAAACAUCUUGAAGAACAGAGUUGUAGGCACCACUAUGCAUGAUGUGCUUUGUCCUUCAAGGCAACUCACGAGGCAUUUGACCAAUACUUGGCGGGCUUCAAUUCGGUGGACGGUUUUUAGAUGAAGCAGCAAAUAGCCGUGGGUGGUUGGGCUACACUCCGCCGACCCCGGCUACGGUGAACCCACUCCUACCCAACAACAGCUCCUUGCCGGAGACAGCUACAAGUGGGUGGCACAUGACUGCGAACUUAACAAUGUGGGCCCUGGAGGUACGGUGGGACCAAAGUGGUUGCUAGUAGCAGCCGAAGCCGAAGAGCAGCGUCGGUCAAAGAUCGCUCGGCUGACCGCCACGGGAGGAAGACGAGGCCACCGGCUGUUCCAACAUCGAACAGCGUCACAGGGGAAGUCCACCGACGGCUGUGUUCUUCUUCCCCUCCAUGGUGGGUCCCCCUCGGGAUCACAGCGCCACCACCAGGUCUUCCUUCCGAGACCCCUGACUCGAGCUCGACAGCCGGUCCUCUCUCCACCAGAGGCAGAGAGGCGUGCCACAGAAAACACAUCCCCAGAACGAGGGCCACAGCCUGCUUUCUUGGUCUCGCCAACAAGAUAAGCGUGGCUCGCCCGAUGCCCUGAUGCGAGUCGAGGCAUGGAAGGUCUGCAUAUUUUGGAAGACAGAAAAGAAAGGAGAUCAGAUGUGGAGAACUCUGAGGAUGAAAGAAGAAGAUUGACCAUAGGAGCUUUAAAGAAAAAGGCGUUAAGUGCUUCUUCACGGUUCACCCACUCUCUCAAGAAACGAGGGAAGAGGAAGGAUGUUCACAGGACUUCUUCUGUUUCGAUUGAGGAUGUCAGGGAUGUGGAAGAGGAACGUGCUGUCUACACAUUUCGCAAGGAGCUAAUUUCUAGGGAGUUGCUGCCAGAGAAACACGAUGACUAUCAUAUACUGCUCAGGUUUUUGAAAGCUAGAAAAUUUGACCGUGAGAAAGCAGUUCAGAUGUGGGUUGAUAUGCUUCAUUGGAGAAAGGAAUUUGGGACAGAUACAAUUUUGGAGGAUUUUAUGUUUGAGGAGCUGGAGGAAGUUUUGCGACAUUAUCCUCAAGGCUACCAUGGAGUUGAUAAAGAGGGAAGACCUGUUUACAUUGAGAGGCUUGGGCAAGUGGAGCCAAAUAAGCUUAUGCAUAUCACUACUGUAGAACGGUACAUAAAAUAUCAUGUCCAGGAGUUUGAGAAAGCUUUUCAUGAAAAGUUUCCUGCAUGUUCAGUUGCAGCAAAGAGGCAUAUUGACUCAACAACCACUAUUUUGGAUGUGCAUGGUGUGGGCUUGAAGAAUUUCAGCAAGACAGCAAGAGACCUCUUGCUCAAAAUGCAGAAAAUUGAUGGAGAUUACUACCCUGAGACUCUACAUCAGAUGUUCAUUGUCAAUGCCGGUCAUGGUUUUAGGCUACUCUGGAACACUGUAAAGGGUUUUCUUGACCCAAAAACAACAUCAAAGAUACACGUAUUGGGAACCAAGUUCCAAGGUACAUUACUUGAAGUCAUUGAUUCAAGUCAACUUCCAGAUUUCUUGGGUGGCUCAUGUACAUGCGCUGCUGAAGGAGGGUGUUUGAAGUCCAAUAAAGGACCUUGGAAUAAUCCUAACAUCAUGAAGCUUGUGCAAAAUGCUGAAGCAGCAUCACUUAGGCAUACUAGACGUAUGUCGGAUGGGGAUGAAGCAUUCGCAGGGCCAUAUCUUUUGAAGGGAAGAAGUAGUGGUACAUGGACACUUGAAUCUGGAUCAGAUGUUGAUGAUCUUGCUUCUAGGACUGUUGAGCAUAGUCGUUUAGCUCCAGUCUGUGAAGAAGUCAGAGCAAGAGAUUCAACAGCUUACCAUAGUUGUGAUGACCAUAUUGUUGUGGUUGACAAAGCUAUAGAUUGUGGUAGAAGAGGAGUACAAUCUAAUAAAGGAAUCUUGGAUUUUGAAAAUCAAGGACGGAGUUCAUAUGGCAUCGCAACACCAAAUCCACAAGAUCUGUUGUUCUCAGAUAGUCUGAGCAUUGGGAGUCGCACUAUCACCAGGGAGGAUUCAGGAGAAAGAUUUUUUCAGUGGCUUGCAAGAGUAUUGAUAGCUUUCUUAAUCAAAAUUCUGUCAUACAUUCAUGUUAUUGGUUUUAGAGAGGGAGGGCUGAGCAACAUUCAUCCCUCAGAUGCUCAAAAUACUGCUGCCCAGUGCAGCCUAUCUAUGGAAAAUAUUGAAGAUCGUUUGAGUCCCUGUUUGGAACGCCUUCAGAGGUUAGAAAUGAUGUUUGAUGAGCUAACAAACAAGCAUGCUGAGAUUCCUUUUGAGAAAGAGCAUGUCCUGCUCGAAUCUUGGGAUCGAAUAAAACAUAUUGAGUUUGACCUUGAAAAGACUAAAAGGGUAUUGCACGCCACAGUUAUGAAGCAACUGGACAUUUCUGAGUCAUUAGAUGCAAUGCAGGACUUAAAACUUCGGAAGAGGAUAUUUUGUUGAACUCUGGAUGCGAUUACGUUGAGCUGGGCGUACCUGAUGCUACGCAGCAUAGGCAAAAAUUUCAGAAGCUUGAGAUGCUGGGGCUUUCGCAGCGGUCAUGGAUGCAAGCUAACACCAAGCAUACCUCGUUCUACUUGUUGCUUUGUUUGUUUGGGGGUGGAAGGGAACAGGGCGGUCUUGCGAGCUCUGAAUACAGAUCACUCGUGAAUUGAUACUGAAUACCUUCAUUGUCAUGAAUUAGAGGUGAGGUGCGGAUGGAAGGGAAAUAAAACAGAUGAUGAAGGAUGUUUGUAUGUAGAGUUUGACAAUGCUGUGAAAUACCAAUUUUGUCGUACGCAAUAGCUUCAUAAUUAUUGUCGACUUCUAUUGUUGUUUGUGUCUAAUACAAAGAAUUCUCAUUUUAAUUGUC